Molecule: messenger RNA, 2598 nt
Organism: Trypanosoma theileri
Lineage: Eukaryota; Euglenozoa; Kinetoplastea; Trypanosomatida; Trypanosomatidae
Exons: 1
Coding region: 1-2598 (865 amino acids)
Source: RefSeq, a predicted model, not a curated record
AUGAGCUCAAGCGAUGAUGAAUGGCUAAAUCCACCAACAUUUAAUUCGUGGAAAAACCCUACUAGUGGUGGUCGCAGUGGUGAAAGUGAAUUACUAGCGGCACGAAGGGCUGCUGCACAGCGACAGCGUGAAGAAGCAUCCCGACGAGUUGUCUCAAAUCAACAAUUAACACAACCACUAACUCCUGCUUUAGAUGUAUCUUCAAAUAGGUCUGAACAAAAGAGUCAACAACAACAAUCAAAAGAACAAAAAUCUGGUGUAACUGAAGAAAUGGUUGAGACCCUACGACGUGAACUAGAAGCGAAGAAAAAACUAUUAGAUGCUUCAAAAGAAAAAGAAAAUGCGCUAAGAGAGAAAUGGAGAGCACAAAAGGCGCAACGAUCGGCAGAAAUUUCGCAACUUGACAUGAAAAUACGUCGUCAACAGGAUGCAAUUGAAGAAAUGAAAUCUGCAGCGGAACGUGAAGUGCUUGAAAUAGAAGAUGAACAGCAGAAGCAAUUAAAAGAAGAACGUAUAAAGAUGGAAACAGCUAUUCGAGAAGAAUAUGAACCAUUAAUAGAAUCGAAGCGUAAUUAUCUUGAAGAAUUAAAGCAGAAGGAGGCUAAACUAAAAGCCGAACUGAAUGCUGGUGACAGUGUAAAAGAUUUAGUUAGCAAAUGCAUUGGUAGUGCUCUUAAUACUAUUCUACAACGUGUAGAUGAUAUGUUUGCGGCUAACUCAUCUGAAACAAACGAUUGGGAGACAGAGCUACAACGUCUUGUACGUCGAGAAGUACGGUCCUCAUUUGCUGUUACGACUGAUAGUGAAGCUCAGCAUGAACGUGAAGAUUAUCAAAAAUAUUUUAAAGAUACACUUGAAUUCUGGCGUAAAGCUGAAGAAGAAGAACGUGAAUAUGUUCUCAAAAUGGAUGAGCAACUUUUGUUAGACUUACAGUCUAUGAUACAUGACGAUCUUAACCGGCUUCAACAUGAGGAAAUGAGUAUGGAAGAAUUAUACGUUGAGUCACGUGAGGCGUGGGCAGCACAACAUCAAGAAAUGCUUAAGCGCGAGAUGGAAGCAGCAAUGAAUAGACGUGCUGCUGAGUUUGAAGAGCAACGAACUUUACGUCAUCAGUUACAUCUUGAGCGUAUGAAGGCUGUGGAGGAGAAGCAACGGGAUAUGAUAGAAAAACAACGUUGGUUUCAUGAGAAACAAAUGGCGCUCUUGCGCGAGCAACAUGCGAAAGAGGAACAAAUUGCUGAGAUGCGUGCUCGUGCAGUUGCAGCGUCGGAAGCAGAAAUCUCUCGUUCCAUUGAGGAGUUUACUCGAACAGUGCAGGCGGUAGAAGGCCUUUUGGAACGAUUAAAAGAAUAUAGAUCUGUUGUUGAAGAUGGUCGUACAGCUCUUGACUGUGACCAACGACGUAUCUUAGAAUCCCGUGAGGCCACCCUAUCGAUGCUGCAAGAUGUCGUUACAAAACAAACGGUAUCUGUGAGUGAGGAACAUAACGCACUAUCAGCGACAUUAGGCAAACUAGAGACGGUACGCCAUGGGGUGCAGCAACAUCUAGAAGAGGAACGUGUGUGGCUGGGACAGCAGCAGGCGAAGUUUGCGCAGGGAAAGGCGGACUGGGAGCGGGAGUACCGGCGCUGGCGGCGGGCAGUGGAGGAGGAGCGGUGCCACGUGCGGGAGCGCUUUGGUGGGGCCCUCUCAGCGCUGCGCCACGCGUCGGAGGCCCUCGCGGAGGAGUCGCGGGGUCUCGAGGCGGACCGGACGGCGCUCGAAGCGGGACUCCACGGCGCCCGAACGGCGCUCGAGGCGGAGGGGGCGGCGCUGCGGGAGCGGGCCGAUGGACUCCGCCAGCGGGGAGAGGCGUUGGCAGCUCAACUCGCGACGUUGGGAGAACGGGGGGCGGCAAUCCGGUCGGCGGGUCAGCAGCUUCAGCGCGAGCGGGCAUCACUCGUGGAAGCGCGCGAGGGACUCCGACGCGAGGCCGAUGAUCUUCGUCACGCAAACCACUGCCUGCAGCUCAUGCGGGGACAGCUGCACAGUACCCAUGCACAACAACAGACAAAUGCUAUGCAGUACGAGUUAAGAACUGCGCAGGGUACCAGGCGUGAGUUACAGAAGGAACGGGAAGAAAAGGAAGAACUGAGAAGGCGUCAAACUCGACCAACACCCGUUGCACCUCCACAUUCAUCAAUAAUUGUGCCAACGGUUUCACAAAACACAAAUCGUCUGCCACUUCGUGUUCUCACCGAACUACGUGAAAUGCUUGGAAAACAAAAGAAACACCAUCACAACAAUAAAUGGGACAUCCACGGUGCCAGAGAAACCAUAACGGAUCUUAAAUUAGACUUCAACAGCACUACAGAACCUGAAGAAGAGUUACGUCGUGCUAGGGCCAAAACACAUGAAUCCACACAUCGAAAACAACAACAACAACAACAUCAACAACAAAAAGAGAAAGCAAAACAGAAACAAGAACGUUAUGUUGAUCCAAACGAUCCUUCAAGAGAUACAUCUUCACAUUUAUAUGAGUCUUCAAAUAACUUUACCUACCUUAUACCAUUUUCUGACACGGGGUCGACACAAACAUCACUUCAAACUUCAGCAUAG